This is a messenger RNA of Prunus armeniaca (apricot), 786 nucleotides long. The record is from the annotation of a GenBank genome assembly. Lineage: Eukaryota; Viridiplantae; Streptophyta; Magnoliopsida; Rosales; Rosaceae.
AUGAUGCACGUGAUGGUUCACUUGCCAGAAGAGGCAUUACUUGCUGGUCCUGUCAACUAUCGCUGGAUGUAUCCAAUAGAAAGGCUUCUCGGAGAGCUGAAAAAAAGUGUACGCAACAGGGCGAAGCCCGAAGGAUCAAUCGUAGAGGCUUGGGUUCAAUAUGAGUCGCUUACUUUCUGCGGAAUGUAUUUAAAAGAUGUGGAGACGGUUUUCAAUCGUCCUCAGCGCAAUCAUGAUGGAGGUAUGAGAAAUGAAAAACUUUCUGUUUUUGCCCAAAGCGCACGACCCUUCGGAGAUCCUGGACGCGGAGAGUCGUUUUCUAGAAAUGACAUGGAGGUAGCGCAUUGGUUCGUACUGAACAAUUGUGAUGAGAUCAUGGGAUACUUAUAUGAGCAUGAAGAGAUGAUGAAGCGAGAACAUCCAUCACAUUUGGUUGCCAGAAACACCGUGAAUAAGUUGAAAUCAUCGAAUUCCCCAACUUACAGUGAUGAGUUAUAUAACUUGGCGUUUGGCCCGAUUCGCGUUGAAUUGUUCUCGGGUUGUAAUGUCAACGGUGUCAAAUUUUUGGCCGAAGCACGAGAUGACAAGUUGUGUACGCAAAACAGCGGUGUCCAUGUCCCAGGUGGAGGCGAAAGUACGGACAUUGAUUUCUAUGGCAAACUCACAACUGUCGUGCAAUUGCUUUACAAAGAUCGAUACCAAGUGAUCAUGUUUAAGUGUCGAUGGUUUGACACCAACCCAAAUAGGCCGGGAAGUGUUAAAUCGAUCAUGGCUUACUAUCUGUGA